CCUUCGGGAGAAGAUCACUGCCAGUCACUCGCUAGUCUCAGUUGCAAAUAAACUGCGAUUGUGUCGCGUGGCCUGCGAAAAUUAGGCGCCCGGCACCAUCACCGCCUUCGAGACCUCAACACAGCCGGGGGCUGUUUCAAACUACUAUUUUAACUUUGUUAGUUGCUGGUCGGCGGCUGUAGGAUGAUCAAAGUGGACGAGACUGACCCAGUAGGAGAGUUGGAGCCAAGCUUCCCCUACCGAGAGGUCAUCUGCAGGCGGAAUGUCGACAUGAAGGAGUUCUACGAUCUCGAGACUGAAGUUGGCAGAGGGAAAUUCGGCACCGUGUACAAGUGCAAAGAAAAGGCCACUGGACUCGGCCUGGCUGCGAAAUUCGUGCUGACCCCGCGCAAGGAAGACAGGCGAAAUGUGGAGAGGGAGGUGGAUAUCAUGAAGGUCCUCCAGCAUCCCAGACUGAUUCAGCUCUACGACGCCUUUGAUAAUGGAAAAACUAUGUGUCUCGUUUUAGAGCUAAUCACUGGUGGCGAAUUGUUUGAGCGAGUCAUCGACGACGACUUUGUACUGACGGAAAAAGCGUGUGCGGUGUUCAUGAGACAAAUAUGCGAGGGCGUCGAAUUCGUCCACAAACAAAACAUUCUACACCUCGACAUGAAGCCGGAGAACAUUUUGUGUCUGACGAGGACGGGGAACAGAAUCAAAAUCAUCGACUUCGGUCUGGCGCGGAAGUUCGACCCGGAAAAAAAGCUGCAGGUUUUGUUUGGCACGCCCGAAUUCGUCGCCCCCGAAGUAGUGAAUUUCGACAAAAUUGGCUUCGGCACGGACAUGUGGUCUGUGGGAGUCAUUUGCUAUGUGCUGCUGUCUGGACUGUCGCCAUUCAUGGGCGAGACUGAUAUCGAAACCAUGGCCAACGUUACCAUUGCCAACUACGACUUCGACGACGAGGCGUUCAACGAGAUUUCCUCUGAGGCCAAAGACUUCAUUCAGAAACUCCUUGUCAAGGACCAAAGCGCCCGUUUGACAGCGUCUGAGUGUCUGAAGCAUCCGUGGUUGCGGAGGCGGUCGCCACCGGCCAAUAACGCCGCCACCACCAUCAAAAUCCCCCCGCCCGUGGUGGUGGAGGAGCCACCCUCACCACCCCCUCUCGAGGUCACCAAGGACAACCUCCGCGGCUUCGUUGAGCGGUGGGGCGAACACCCCAACAGCCCCUACGUGUUUGACCCCACGUGUCACUCCAUCUCGUUGUCCAACUGCGCCGGCAUGGUCGGACAGUCCGCCCACUCAAUGCGUGCGGGUUCGCCGUCGCCACAUAGCUCACUUCCCAGCUCGCCAGACUCCGUGCUCGAGUUCGGUGAAGAAUUCACGCACUACAGUUUCCAGGACGCACCCACCGUCGUCCACAGCCGCUUCCUGGACAAGAUCAUUUCGGAAAGACGCGCAUCUGACAGUUGCUGUCUGGCGUCCCGGUUGUCCAGACAGCCAACCACAAAUCUCGCCGAUGAAAUAAAACGCCUGUCUGACAGGCUAUGUCGGUUGAUAGCUCACGAUUUGGCCAACAAUAACAAUAGUGCCAGUGGGCCCAAAUUCCGUUUGUCGGAAAUUAGUCGGGACGUUCCGAGAGCCAAACCGGACAGUCCGUUGCGUUCUCUUAGCUCUUCGUCGAGUCAGUCGGCGCCAUCGUCACCAACCAGACUGUCGCCCGAACCGCAGGGGGUUGAAAACAGAAAGAGCAUGCGAUGGGGCCAGAUUGAGAUCAACAUCGACAACCACAGCAUCCGCAACAUUCGGACAAUUUUCGAGUCUUCCAGCUCAGAGUGCAAGAGUAGCAAAAAAGUUUUAGCCACAAAUCAAAAGCAGUCGGUGCCUCUUAAGUCCCUCUGAUUUUCGCGUUUCAAUUUUCCAGUGCGCGCAUGACCGCGGCCGAGUCACUGGAGCACACGUUCCUCCGCCACCCGGUUGCUGACGGGGCACUCCAGCUCAGCAAGCGCAAGCUGAAGCGCUACGUGAUCAAGAAGCGAUGGGCCAAAGCGGUCAACAUGAUAGUCGC
Molecule: messenger RNA, 2044 nt
Organism: Neocloeon triangulifer
Lineage: Eukaryota; Metazoa; Arthropoda; Insecta; Ephemeroptera; Baetidae
Product: myosin light chain kinase, smooth muscle
Exons: 8
Coding region: 184-1878 (564 amino acids)
Biological process (GO): positive regulation of apoptotic process; intracellular signal transduction; protein phosphorylation
Cellular component (GO): nucleus
Molecular function (GO): ATP binding; protein serine/threonine kinase activity
Source: RefSeq, a predicted model, not a curated record